Messenger RNA from Nicotiana tabacum (common tobacco), 1229 nucleotides. RefSeq names its product putative prolyl 4-hydroxylase 9. Gene Ontology annotation, molecular function: L-ascorbic acid binding; iron ion binding; procollagen-proline 4-dioxygenase activity. The record is from RefSeq and is a predicted model, not a curated record. Gene Ontology annotation, cellular component: endoplasmic reticulum. Lineage: Eukaryota; Viridiplantae; Streptophyta; Magnoliopsida; Solanales; Solanaceae. Gene Ontology annotation, biological process: peptidyl-proline hydroxylation to 4-hydroxy-L-proline.
UCACACCACCCCGUCUUUUUUUUCCCUCUCUGUAUUUGGGCUGUUAUUAAAUAGCACAAAGAAAUUAUCAGUUAAGAAAACUAAAGUCUCUUAUAGUCAAUUGAUUUUCUUCAUCAGCGGAAAAACAUGAAGAGCAGAGGCAAAUUACUGGGACAAAGAUGGUGGAGCUUAGGGUUACCUUCGGUUUUUCUCCUUUGUCUUUUCUUCUUCCUCGUCGGUUUAUUCGGUUCUACUCUCAUCUCUCAGCAGGAUGUACAAGUAGAUAGUGUACGACCGAGGUCGAGGGUGCUUGAAUCUGUGGAAGAAUUUGAUGCUUUGCCCAAUGGCGAGACUGGAGAACAUUCCCUCACUUCCAUCUCCUUUCAGGUCUUAAGCUGGUUCCCGCGUGCAGUAUACUUUCCCAAUUUCGCAACUGAAGAACAAUGCCAAGGCAUUAUUAAGAUGGCAAAGGCGGAGCUGAAACCAUCAGCUUUGGCUCUCCGCAAAGGAGAAACAGCAGAGAAUACCAAAGGAAUUAGAACAAGUUCUGGCAUGUUUAUCAGUUCAUCUGAAGACAAAACUGGAAUUUUGGACCUCAUUGAGGAAAAAAUUGCAAGGGCGACUAUGAUCCCCAGGACACAUGGAGAGGCAUUUAAUGUGUUGCGGUAUGAAAUCGGCCAGAGUUAUCAUUCACAUUAUGAUGCAUUUGAUCCUUCUCAAUAUGGUCCUCAGAAGAGCCAAAGGGUUGCAUCCUUUUUAUUGUAUUUAUCUGAUGUGGAAGAAGGUGGAGAAACCAUGUUUCCUUUCGAGAAUGGGCAGAACAUGGAUGCUAAUUAUGACUUCCGCAAGUGUAUUGGUUUGAAAGUGAAGCCGCGUAGAGGGGAUGGACUACUGUUCUACUCACUGUUUCCAAAUGGUACAAUUGAUCCGACAUCUCUUCACGGGAGCUGUCCAGUAAUCAGAGGCGAAAAAUGGGUUGCCACAAAGUGGAUCAGGGAUCAGGAACUUGAUGAAUAAACAAGGACGUGUAGUCCACAAUAUUCUUUGCAAGUUACUGAGAAUCAUUAAUGAGGCUUUUUGGGAGAACAAGGACUUUAAUUGGUGUAAUGCCUGUAAAUAGAGGCUCCAGGGCAUUCCCUAAUCAUAGGAAGGUGUAAUGCCUGUAAUUGCUUAAUUCAAAUCAAGCAUCUUAUUAAAUGUUCCCGUAAAAACGAUCUUGUUAUUAGAUUGUUUUACCACAUUAGUCUCAA